Messenger RNA from Melopsittacus undulatus (budgerigar), 2751 nucleotides. It is a transcript of the gene ASB9, whose product is annotated as ankyrin repeat and SOCS box containing 9. The transcript has 9 exons. NCBI's taxonomy places the organism in Eukaryota, Metazoa, Chordata, Aves, Psittaciformes, Psittaculidae. Gene Ontology annotation, biological process: positive regulation of protein catabolic process; intracellular signal transduction; protein ubiquitination. Bases 218 to 1102 code for a protein of 294 amino acids. Gene Ontology annotation, molecular function: protein binding. The record is from RefSeq and is a predicted model, not a curated record.
GCCGUGUUGGAGAGGAUGUGACAUCAGGCACAUCUCUCGCUUCGCUGGAUCGCUGGCUGCCUACCAGGGCAGCCAGGGAGCUGCUUCGUUAAAUCCCAACCCAGAGUCUGCUUAAUAGAUCACUCCCACCACCGGCAGCUUGACGGGGACAAUGGAAUUUGAACUCUUGAGACUGACCACGAAGUGAAAAAACAGAAAUUGGACACACGGGGCUGAGAUGGAUGAUGAGGUAGCAAAUCAAAAAGGCAGCAAACUGCAAGGAGCCAGAGGCCAGGCAUCUGCAAUGUCUCUAUCAAACCCACUGAUGAGGGACUUUGUUUCAGACUGGUCUCCUUUACAUGAUGCUUCUAUCCAUGGACGACUGUUUACUCUGAUGAAACUCAUCAAACAGGGAAGUGAUGUGAAUAUUGUUACAGCAGCUCAGGUGUCUCCACUGCACGAAGCCUGCCUAGGGGGUCAUGCUGCUUGUGCCAGCGUCCUAUUAAAACAUGGUGCUCAGGUGAAUGGAGUUACUAUGGAAUGGCACACUCCAUUGUUCAGCGCUUGUGUCAGCGGCAGUGUGGCUUGCUUGAAUUUACUGCUGCAGAACGGAGCCAGCCUACACCCACCCUGUGACUUGGCAUCACCCAUCCAUGAAGCUGCUAAGAGAGGUCAUGUGCAAUGUGUUGAACUCCUCGCAUCCCAUGGGGUAAAUAUAGACCACAACAUCAAACACCUGGGUACUCCACUUUAUGUAGCUUGUGAGAACCAGCAAGUGAACUGUGCCAAGAAGCUUCUUGAGUCAGGAGCAAAUGUGAACAGUGGCAAGGGCCUGGACUCCCCUCUGCAUGCAGCUGCCAGGAAUGGCAGUGUGGAGCUGGUGACACUGCUGAUUGACUUUGGAGCAGACAUUUGGGUGAAGAAUGAUGAAAGCAAGAGGCCAAUGGAGCUGGUACCACCCAACAGUCCUGUGGGGCGACUGUUCCUGCAGAAAGAAGGGCCACUCUCCUUGAUGCAGUUGUGCCGCCUGUGCAUCAGGAGGUGCUUUGGACACAAGCAACAUCAAAAAAUAAGUGGACUUCUCCUCCCAGAAGAGCUGAAACAUUUCCUUCUCCAUUUAUAAGCCUUACGUGUUUGAAUUGGUGCCUUGAAUAACACAGCAAGAAACAUGUCCUGCUGCCACAAACCAAAGUGCAGUUAUGACCACUCUGUGCUCUCCUGGGUGCUCCCCCGGGGGAUAUCUGCCUGAUACACACAGAAGCAAGGAUGCUGAAGCUCUAACUCUCCUGCCCACCUCCCUGUCCCCUCUCCACCUCUGAACCAUGGUGCAUCUGCAUUACCUGGGGGCAGCAGCACACCCACCACUUCCCCUGAGGGAGUACUGCCACAACACUCCUGUGUUAGAGGGACAGAGCACGCACUUUGAUGAUUUUGGAGAUCCUUUUUUUUUUUUCACUUUGCAUUGAAGACUGCUUCAAGAGUGGAUUUGGUGUGUGAAAGCUGUGAUGACGUUGUUAAUGCCAGCAAUGACAUUAUAUGGAUUCUUCAUUUCCUAAGUGAACAGCAGCCUUCAAACACACAAAGUUAUUUUGAUGUUUACUAGUGUGCUGUUGUGUGGUGUGCAAACCUUCCUUUUGCAUAUGAGAAGUUAAAGAGGAUGGAUCAAAAGCUACCUGGAUGUUCAUAUUUGAUAUAAAUAGCAAUUCAAAUCCUCAGCUGGAUGUAUCUUCUGGCUAUAGGCAUCCAGUAUGAUGGUUUGAUUUUUCUUUUGUGCUGAUCAAACACAACAAGAGUAGUUCUGUUGGUAUUGUGGGACACUAAAUUGUACCUUAACAGGACAAAAUUACAAACACAGUUAGGUUCAUAAUUCCCCUUGUGACAGAGAAACAUAGGAAUCCUCACUUACCUGACCUAUUCAUCACACAUAAUUUGAGCCAUGUAAAAACUCACUGGAUGGUUUAAAAUGGUCUUCUAUAUUCCUUCCUUCCUCCAGGGGAAAUAAAAUAGACAUCUGCCUUCAUGAGUUGAAUAAAAACAGGCAUUUUGGGUGGGAAAGGUGAAUCCUUCUAAAACUGGUAUCUUGGAUAAGCUGAAUCUGCAUUGAAAAGGCAGAGAACAGAUAAUGAACCUAGUGCUUAACUUUUGAAGAUUUAAGUGUAAAGAAUCCCUGAUUUGGUGACAUAUCUGAAAGCUAAAGGUCCAGCUUAUUAUAUUUUAGACGAUGAAGAACCAUUUUUUAUGAAUUAGUUUUAUAAUUUACCUUUAAACAUCUUAUUUUAUAAAUUUAGCCAAUGGGUUUAUAGGAGUAAUGCUCAUAUCAGGAGAAAAUUGCUCUGAGAAGGUGGUGAGAGCAUUGCUUUUAGAUUGCUUUUCUUUUGGAAAUUUCAUAGUGUGACUCUGUUUACUUGAAUCCCUCUGAUCAAGUGUAAUUAGGAUGAAUUCCAUAUGCUCAGCUUGUAUCAUCUCAGUGUGUUUGCUUAUUUAUUUUAAUAUGAAUUGUGAUCAACACUGGCAAAUUACAGCUUUAUGCAUCAACACUUACCCAGUUAUAAACUGUAAAAGUUGUACAAGAUGCAAGCCGAAUAAGCUCCUUAUAGGUGAGGUUUGGAUUUUUCCUAUAUUUGAAAUCAUUCUAAAGGUAAUGCAGGACUUUCAAGAUUUUCAAGAAUCUAUUUUACCAGAUUCUUUUCUAUUACUUUGUUAGAAGUUUAAUGGUAGUCAAGCCACAGUUGUAUAGGAUAUUUCCUCAAAAAUAAACGGUUUAUACUCUUA